Messenger RNA from Symbiodinium necroappetens, 3561 nucleotides. NCBI's taxonomy places the organism in Eukaryota, Dinophyceae, Suessiales, Symbiodiniaceae. The record is from the annotation of a GenBank genome assembly.
AUGGAGCAGCAACCAGCAUUCGCGUGGUUGCCACUCCGAUCUUAUGGGUUUCGAUUCAUCAUUCAAGCAGACUGGGCCGUGCCCUCGUCUCGCGAAGCCAUCCUGGCAGAGAGCCCGCUCAACCAGACCUUAAGGCGGCAUCUCCCAGACAUCUUCUGCAACUUGAUCGAGGAGCUGGCCGCGAGCGCGUUGAAGAUCUCACAGGUUCAACCGCGCAGGAAGGCCUUCAAGAGGAUCUAUUCACUCAUCCCACUUGUUGGGGAAGCCAGGGAGUUUUUUGCGGACAUUCCCAAGUCUAUUCUUCAGUUGCUCAUGAAAAAGAAUUUCAUCUUGGUGCAAGACAAAGGUCGCCACAAACUAGUGUCACCUGGUGAGGUUGUUCGCCCUGAGCUGCCGAAAAGUGUGGAUGCGCAUUUAAAUGAUGAUGUCAAGCGGACAUUAGAGGUGGUAUUGAAUCAGCGUGGCCAUUACAUACCGGUGGAGGAGUUGAGCAGCAGCUUGGCCGCCGCCGAGAAUCUGAGCAUCCAACAUCUCAGUGCUACCGUCGCAUUCCAGUGUUUGGACUGCUUGUCCCGUGUAGAUGCCGGUGCCAGACUGCGGUCGGAAUCCGACCUUGGCUUGCUUCACGUCCUGUUUCAUGUCAUGGCCUGUGAACUCGGCACUAUGCCGAAAGCUCUAUUUGAGAACCUCCGUGGUUUGGCAGCCAUUCCGACCGAAAGUGGGAGACUUUGCUCCGCGGAAAGCAAGGUGUACAUCGUGGACGAGGCGAUGGCCAAGACAUUGAGGGGAUACGCAGAAGGCUUGAAUCUGCGUUUUCGACAGGAUAUGCACGACAAAGUGAAGUCGCUGUUCAAUGUCUUAGGGCUGCAACAGACCGAUGGCCCCAGGUUUUUGCGGGAAGUCCUGGUACCAAUGCUCACAGCUGACACUGCCGCAAGCAUUCAUACAUUGGUCAAUGCCACACGAAGUGCACGAGGAAUCCUUGCAUCCAUGAACAAGGAUCAGAGAAAGGUGAUCACCGAUACCUUGCAAGAGAAGAUGUGGGUUGCUGUCGAUGUGGUUGAUGCCAGAGGGCUGAGCAGCACAAGGCCAGUCCGACCGUCCCAAGACGUUGUGCACAUCUCACAUUUGCCUGAGUCCUUCACUGCCUUUUUGGCUGGGCGCGAGUGGUUGACUGCAAGUCAGCUGUACUACGCUCAUGCAGUUGAAGAUCCUUCUCCAGCGUUUUCAUGGGGUGCCUUUUGGCAGGAUUUGGGGUGCUGGCCAGCCUUCAGUGUGGAGACGGAUGAACCAUCAACUCUAACAGCCUCGAGUCAGAGCCGCGACCUCAACUGCGUCAUGCUCGCUUUGAAACGAAUGCAGGCGACACCAGCCUGUGCACAAAAGGCGGCUUUGGAAUUGGUGGCCUGGCUAGCUCCACAUGGAUCCUUCUAUGCCAAAUACUUCAAAAAUACAUCAGAAGCACCUCUUGCUAGCAUGCUGUUCAAGACCGCGUGGAUGCCGUCAUGGACCGGCGAAAGACUGUUGGCUCCACACGAUGGGUGGGUUCCAGUUUCGAGAAGUGAUGACAGGGUGCGGGAGAGCAGAUUUUUAGCGAGUAGCUGCUUCCACAGGGCUACCGAGGUCCUGCUUGAUUCCUGGCCCUGCCUCCACCUGGCAAGAUCACCCAAAGCCAACAUCAUCGUCCGCACCUUGAGCUACCAUGCAGCAUUACCGGCAGCAGCCUGGAGCACAGGAGAGAUGGCUUCGGUGUACAAAGAUUUGUCCCUGGCUUGCUAUAAAGAACGUAUUUGGGCCCCACGUCCAGAUCAAGAAGACGAGCCAUCGCAAGAGAGUCUUGAGGUACGUGAGUAUUUGCUUCACAUGCCUUGGAUUUUCUUGCCCGACCAGCGAUGCGGGAGCCUCAAUCCGACCGACAAGGAGACAGGUAGAUUCUUCACUUCAGAAGAAGUCGUUAUUCGAGACAUGUCGUGCCUCCUCAGUGACGAUCAGCGACGUGGUCGUCGUGUCACGAAUGAGAUGGUCAGGCUUGUUGCACAGAGUGUUUCUGUGCGAACCGUCCGGGAGCACUACCCGGACAAGAACGUCCUGGGCUUCUUCAAAGACUGGGGUGUGGUCGCCGACGUUGGCUGGGAAGUCUACUUGGAAGUGCUGAGAUUGGUGGACCGACUGGUUAGCAGAGAAGACGACGCUCAUGUCUGGGAGAACGACCAUGCGUAUCAGGUUGUCUGGCACGUCCUGGAGGUGGUGGGCUACUGCUCUCCGCACCCUGUCGACGAAGGUCCGCCGGUGGAGAACCGAGGCCAGACAGCCGACGACCAUGACCAAGUGCAAGCUGAUCAGGAUGGUGAAGAGACCGAUGCUUCUCUGCAAAACUUCGUCGAGCAAGCCCGAAAUCUACGGAUAUGCUACACGCAGUCAAAGCGGUUUCGAAAGCCAAGUGCCGUUGAGUAUGUGGCAGCAGAUGCUUCAAGCUGGUGGGAAGAAGCGCAGAACUUUGCGGCGAUGCUUCCCAGUGCCAAUGAAGAGAGCCGCAUUGCUGUGGGUUGGCGUUGCCUUGGACUCCGAAGAUGGAAGACAUGGUGUGCGUUCCGGAGCAUCUUGCCCGAAGUCACCCCGCACAAUGCCCUUGAAGCAAAGCUUGCUCGAGCAAUCAUUCUGGGCGGCGUCCGAAGUGCUUUGCUGAAGUUCGAAGCCCAAAACAAGAACAUGCCAGAUGCGACCAGGAAAGUUAUCAGGGUGGCGUGGCGACUGGCGAUUGCAAUGAAGGUGGCUUGCAUCUAUGCUGCCCACAAGCGCGAGGAGUCUCUGCUGGUGCAGGAAGUGGUUGCAUUGCCGGCAAGCAGACUGGAGACAUGCGGAGUGGCGGCGCUGGUAGAAGAUGAAGCAAACACAAUCAUGGUGAGUGACCGGGAAGAAGUUGUCGUUGCUCGCAUGAAUGCACCGGUCGUCUACCCUUUCCUCGCCGGGUUUAUUCGGUCUGCCGGAAAGCGUCAACCUGCAGUGGCUCUGAACGUGCAGUCCAAGAUCUACACUGCCUAUGUCAUUGAAAGCCACCAUUCCGAACCCGUGGAUGCUCUAUUCUCUGAGCUUUCUCACAUCUGUCCGGAAGCCGAAAACAUGCGGAAGGACGACUUGAAGACUAUCAGAAAAGAGACAGCGAGAUCUCUUCUUGCCAUUGCAAAGCAGGUGAAAGCGACGCAGCGCGUCGCCAGACUACAAGAAGGGGUGAACGUCAGUGCAGCCGUUGAGGAUGCGAUGCGAAAGUCAGGUCUCAAGUCCAACCUGAGCUGGGACCAGAUUCACAAUCAGCACUGGGGUUUGUCGGACGCGCUGCGCAUCGAACCAGAAGAGGCUUGGCAGAAGCUUGUGGCAGGAGAGGAUCUCUGGGGCAGCGAAGAACAAGACCAGGAGGCUGCUGCUUCCUCGGCACCCGUAGACCAUGCGGAAGCCGCAGAGUCGCUCCACAAUCCCUCAGACGAUGGGUCCCACGCGAGCCAGGCCGGGCAGGAGCCCGAGCAAGCCUUAACCGACGAUGAGGAUAGUAGCGACGGGGAACAG